AUGUUCAAAUUCGCUGUUGUUAUCUUUGCCGUUAUUGCCUGUGCUGCUGCCAAGCCUGGUUUGGUUACACCAUUGGCCUACACCGCCCCAGCUGCUGUUGUUGCUGCCGCUCCAGCUCCUGUCGUCACUGCCACCAGUAGCCAAUUUGUUGCCCGUAACCAUAAUGGUAUUGUGUCCGCACCAAUUGUUGCCCCCGUAGCUGCACCUGUAGUAGCCAAAACUGUUGCUGCCCCUAUCGUUGCCAAGACUUUUGCUGCUCCCGUUGCUGCUGCCUACACCGCUCCUUUAGCUGUUCCAGUUGUUGCUAAAACGAUUGCUGCCCCUGUAGCUGCCGCCUAUGCUGCUCCGUUGACAUAUACUGCGCCCUUGACUUAUGCCGCAGCCCCUGCUCCAGUUUUGUUGUAA
Messenger RNA from Musca vetustissima, 405 nucleotides. Its product is annotated as calphotin-like. The record is from RefSeq and is a predicted model, not a curated record. Bases 1 to 405 code for a protein of 134 amino acids. NCBI's taxonomy places the organism in Eukaryota, Metazoa, Arthropoda, Insecta, Diptera, Muscidae. The transcript is spliced from 2 exons.